AUGACAAGAAAUCCAAGUGUAUCAGGAUCUGAAGCAAGAUCUAUCACAUCGCGGGCAUCGGAAUUAUCCGUAUUAAAUGAUGAGGAGUGCAAACGAAUUCUAUCCGUUGUCGAGCGAGAUUUUAAACUUCGACAAGAAGAAUACAAGCGAUUAGAUGAGAUAAAGAAACUAAUUCGGCAAGAAAAUGAGCGUGUGCAAUAUUUGGGUGGUUCAAAAGAAUUCAAUGCUGAACGUUGUAUUAGAUGUUUCAAACCAUUUCGUAUUUUCUUCAAUCCAAAAGAAUCCUGUACAGAAUGUAAAUUUUUCGUAUGUCACGAAUGUGCGAAAUAUACUCCAGCAACAAAAACAUGGGCAUGUAAAACUUGUUUAGAACUGAAGAAUCUGGAAGUGUUGACAUCGGAUUGGUUUUAUUUCGAGUCAAGUAAAAAGCACAAACGAUGCGGGAGUGCGAAAGUUGUUCGUGAACUUCAUAAACGUGAAAAAGAACUGAUUGAACUCGAUGAAUAUGUGGAUGAUGCACUUGAUUACGAAGGUUUAACAAAUGCUUCGAAAGAUCCGGGUUCACUUGUUUCAUUCGUGCCGUAUGAUGCGAAUGUGAAACGUGAAUUGAAAGAAUAUUCGACGCGAUUAGCAUUACUUGUCGAACGAUUGCAAGAAGAUUUAAGUGAACGAAACACGUACAACAAUCAUCGAUCAGUUCGAGAUAAAAUUACAACGAUCGUACGACGAGGCGGCAAAGAAGGUCUCAAGGCUCAUCAACAGCAGCUAACAACCGAAAUCGCUCGUGCUCGGGUGGCUCUCAGUGGUCCUCUCCGACGUAAGUUAACUUAUCAUUCUAACCCAAUGUCUAAUCCAACGAAACAAGUUUUAUACAAACGCUAUCCGUCGAUGAAACGACUUCUGAUUAUCGUGGUAUCGUAUGUCACGAUUCUUCAAGUUUUAUAUGAAGUUCAAACAGUUCUGGUCUCGAUUCCAUGUCUAGCGAUAAUAACCAGUGUUUUUCUAUUAAUUUUGCCACAAAUGUUAUCAUCUAUUGUCUUAAAACCUGUUUCUCUUGAUCCUCCUACAGGUUCGAACACAAAAACGAAUACAACACAUGAACGUGAUCUACAAAAUUUAUUGAUUCAACAAACUGAAAAAGUUCUGCGAACAAAUUUACAGCAAUUUCAUCGAACAUUAACUGAACCGAAUUCAUCGAUAAACAACAAUAAUUUCGAUCAAAAAUUAGCUCAAGCCAUUUUUGACAAGUGUGUGAGCAAGGAAAUCUUCCAAGAAUUACCCGACGUUAUUGAUGCUUCGGCACCACCGCCACCUAAACCAUUACGGCAGACAUCGAAUACAUCAUCAUCUUUAACCUCGCUGACGAAACCUUCGUCUUCUCAACCGACGUGGAGUAAUUCUUCAAGUGCAUCUUGGGAGAUCAAAUCUCGUAACGAUAAUAUCCGUAAAGUAAUCGUUUCGAAAAGGUCAGCUGCAGACGAAGAAGAAGAUACGAUUAAAGAAGACGACGAAGACGAACAUUUAACUAAUGGUACGACAAAAUAUCAAGCAAUAACAACAACUGAAAGUAUUGAGUUCGAUAAUGGUCUUAAAUUAGAUUUAAGUUCAGCAGAUGAUGAACUAACCGACCGAAAUCGAAAUCGUCGAUCGGUUGAUUCAGAUUUAGAAGCAAUUAAACGCUCCAAAGCAAAAGUUGGUGAAUGGCAAACAAAUUUUACUCUAACUGAAUCCAAGUCCCCACAUUCAGGAGACGAAACACCACGUAGUACUCGUGACGCACUUUUUCUGACAGUUCCUAUUUCUGCUAACAAAGAUCUAAGUCCUCGUGUCGGUGACAAACCUCUUGAAGAUCUCGCUGAUGAUGAUUUAUACGCAGAUGAUGAAUCUUCUUCCUAUCCAAUUCCUAUAAAUACCGUCACACUCGGUGAACAUUCUCAAGUCAGUGAUAACGAAUCGAUAACUAACCGAAAAUUAUUUCCUCUACCUGCAAAUCUUCUUCUACAAAAUCAUUCUUCCUGUUCAUUUCGACGACCUUCCUAUACAUACGAAUCGGAUAACGACUCCAUCACAUCCACAUCUAAUACAAGUCUAGCAGAAAUGAAAACAUUUAUCGACGAAGAUAAAUUCCGAAUGGAUCCAUCGAUUACAGAUCCUAAGUUUGUUCAACGACCUAAAGAUACCACCUCACGUCAUGGAGAAACAGCGAAAUUUAAAACUAAAGUUCAAGGCACUGAACCUAUCGAUAUCUUCUGGUUUCGUUUCGGUACCGACGACGAACUUGUCAACGACGAAAAAUACCAAUUAAGUCAUGAUGAUUCCUACCAUUAUUUGAAAAUCUAUUCCACUCGAAAAGAAGAUGAAGGAGCAUAUCUUUGUGUCGUUGCUAACGAUAAAGCACAAAACGUUGACAUAGCCAAACUGUCCGUAAAAGACAAUAAACGACAAUUUAAUCCCCCGACAAUCAUUAGUGAAUUUAUUGAUACAGAUGUUUGUGAAGGUGCAUCGUUAACUUUAAAAUGCAAACUCGAUCAAGGUUAUCCGAAAUCAAGAGUUUUGUGGUACAAAGAAAAUACAUUGAUUCAACCUAAUGAGCAUUAUAAACUAUAUUAUUAUGGUGAUGGACAACAUGUUUUACAUGUCGAUGAAGCAACCAUCGAAGAUGACAAUGGGACGUUUACGUGCUUGGCACUUAAUGCUGCUGGACGCGUGCAAAUUACAGCCGAUGUGUUUGUUCACGAAAAAGAAGUUAUCGACAUACCUCACGAUUCUCCUGUGGUUCGAACUAUUCCAAGAUCAUUGAGAAAACAAAAAGCAACUCGAAAACAUUCGGAUAUGGACGACGAUGACGAACAACAGGAAGGCGAACCAUUGACAAUGUCUCCACCGUUGUCACCCAUUCCAAGACCAGUUCAAAGUGAUGACGAAGAACUUAACGCCAAACGUUACAUGGACAAAUUUCGAAGCGAUCGAUCAAGUCAAUUGCUCGAAGAUUGGCAACAUCUGUAUGAAGCAAGCGUACAAUCGUUGGAAUCCGAUGAUGUCGGUGUGAGGUCUGUACCACGACAACAAAAGCCAUUCUAUCUUGAACGUAGACCGUCGAUCGAAAAACCGAUUGAGGAAGCUCCUCGAUCACCAAUUCCACUUCCACAACCGGAACGUAAUGUAAUCAAACCCAAAUGGGAAAUACGUUUACCUCAAUUGCUGAAUAGUACCGUGGGACCUGAUCGUCAAAUACGUGAUCAUACACGACGACAUACAACUAAUAUUGUUUUCCAACAAAAUCAACAACAAUCUACUCUGACAAGCCUACCAACUACUCAGUUCAAUCCUGUCUCUCUUCAAUCAAUUUCUGCCUCACCCAUGCCAACUGAAACUGACAACGGCGAAUCGUCCAGUCCACUUGUUCGACAACUGAAGCAGAAAUUCGAUCGAAUGUCAACGACAAAUUUAACCCACGAAUAUAGUAAAAAUCAUCCCCAGUCGCACAUUCAUCGAGUAGGAUAUGAUGAAACUGAUGGUGCUUAUCCGCUCUUGCCGGUGGCUAGUUUGACAUGUCGAGGAUUAACAUCGAAUAAUGGCGAACGUUCAACAACCAAAUCUCGUCCUGUAUUGCCAAUAAAUGAGAAGAAAACUAAUCCAAUCACUAGUGUUUCAUUCGAUGCUGGUUUACCAACAAACAGAACAUCUCAUGACAAAGGUAAUAACGAUUCAAUUAUGAGUUUACCUCAACGUUUUGAUAACCAACACUCUACAACAAAUGUUGUAAAACAAUUAAUUGGUGGUGGUAGUGGUGCCACGCUUGUAUAUGAUAGUUCGACCCCAAAUAAUAAAACAUCACCUUCAUCUGCUCCUUCAUUUCAACAUCAAUACUAUCCCAAUCAUCAGUACCAACAACAACGAAAAGAGCAUGUGCGAAUUGAACAAACUACACAGAGCUUAACUAAAAAAAUGACUAAUCAUCAAUCUACUAAUAAAAACUCAUUAACAUUAACAGGAAGACAACUACAACCUAAUUCUUCUCCUUCACAUAACACAAAAUCAAAAUCUACUAAAAAUGUAAACAACAACGACAAUAGCAAUAAUAAUAAUAAUAACAAUCAUGAAAAACAACAAGAUUUGAUUCCAACCAAAGAUUCUCGAGAUCGAUCAACACCAUUGUCAGAUAAAACAUCUAAUCCCGCAAAAUCUGUGCAAACAAAAUCUACCGACAACUCAUUUGACUUGACAUCUCCUUCCUCAUCUAAUCUAUCGACACGUUCAAUAACUCCAGUUGGAAGAAAAUCUGUUCUUGCACGUGCCGAACUUUGGGAUCGUCGUAUUAGUACUAAUGAAAAUGAUAACAAUGAUGUGACUAUAACUGGAGUAGUACGUACGACUACAGGAAAAAACGGAAUAUCUAUCUACCAUUUCAAUAUCAGAAGACAAUCAAAGAUGACUGAAGCCAUAUUAGCUACUCGCCUUCGUGAUAUUGAAGAGGAAAUUAAAUCGGAACGAGAUAUUCGAUUUCGCCAGGAAAAAGAAUUAUCAGCUUUGAAAAUCGAUUUUGAUGAAUUGGAACAACAAUUGGAUGAAGCAACUACGGCUCGGGAUCGAGAAUUUGAUGCAAACAAACGUUUAAAACAAGAAAUUCAUGAUCUACGUCAAAAACUCGAACUUCAAUCAACCGAAUACGAUGAGAAUCAAAGCGGAUUUCGUCGUCGUUUUCAGGAUACCGUUUCGGACUUAACAAGUCAAGUCGAAGCUUUAAGUAAAGGCAAAGCCAGGCACGACAAGGAAAGUAAAACAUUCAUCCUGGAAAUCGAAGAACUGAAAACUGAAGUGGAAUCGUUAGCCAAAGGAAAAAGUCAAGCUGUAUCAAUGAACAAAGAACUCGAAUCACGAUUGAUCGAAAUGACCAACAAAGUCGACGAUGCUAUUCGCCAAUUAACCGAAGCAAAUACAGCGAAAGCACGUCUUGCCGAAGAAAAUCUUACAUUCAGUCGUCGACUUGAAACAGUUGAAUUCGAAUUAACAACAAUACAAACAACAUAUCGACGAGCACAGGGAGAUCUCGAAGACGCUCGCAUUCAGUUAGAAUCGGAAAUGGCUACAAAUCGCACUUUACAAUCGACAGUGAAGACAUUUCAAAUGGAUUUAGAGUCAACAAGAUUGCAAUUGGAAGAUGAACUGGAAGCCAAAGCAGAAUUACAAAAGACAUUAAUCAAAAUUCAGGAAGAAACACGACAUUUACGCGAUCGUUAUGAAAAAGAGCUCGAAGCAAAGAAUGAGGAAAUCGAAGAUCACAGACGUCGAUUCAAUGCACGUAUCACCGAAAUUCAAGAGCAAUUAACCGAUGUUAUGACCAAAGCGAGUAAUCUAGAAAAAGUCAAACAACGUCUUCAAGGCGAACUGGACAAAAUCGCCGAUGAAGUUGAUAAACAACGCAAACGAGCUGAUGAGGCUACUCGUCGUAAUAAACAGCUUGAAACGGAAGUUGCUGACAAUCGUCAACGUUUGAGUCAAUUGAAUGCAGAAUUAGAAUCAGCUUUACAAGCUUAUCGUAACUAUCAAAGUGAAUUGGUCAAGGUGAAAAGUUUGAAUGAACAACUGACAGAACAAAUCGAAAUCAUCACACGAGACAGACGUCGUCUGCAAGAUGAAAUGGACGUUCAAUUGAAUCAAAUCUCUGAUUUGAACACGCGUAUUAUUGAGAUGGAUCGUCUUCGUAAACAACUCGAAGCGGAGAAAUUAUCAUUGAAUUCAACAAUUGAAGAUUAUCGCGAACAACUACAAAUCGAAGUGACCAAAUACAAUAAUUUACAUGGUUCAGUUGAACGAAUGCGCACGGAUUUAGAGAAGAAAUUAGCUGAAAAAGAAGGAGAACUUGAAACAAUUCGUUCGGGUCAUCGAAGACAAAUCGAACAAUUACAAGCGCAAAUUGAAGAACUUGAAGCACGAUACAAAUCAGAUUUGAGCCGUUUGAAGAACAAAUAUCAAGCAGAAAUCGAAGAACUUCAUGUUCGUUUUGAAACAAUCAAAAGAGCCAAAGCUGAUUUAGAAAACCAAUUGAAAAAACUUCAAGCCAAUCUCAAAGAUUUACAAGAUCAAUUCAUCGAAGAGCAAACACUUCACGAAGCUACACGAGAGUUACUUGCUGCAGCAGAUAAACGAAAUGGUAUCCUUCGUGGAGAAAUCGAAGAAAUUCGUAUUCUACUCGACCGCAGCGAAAAAGCUCGUAAAACAACCGAACUUGAACUACACGAUUCCGAGCAACGUUUAACCGAAGUCACAUCAUUUGCUAAUCGUGCUAUUGCUGAAAGAAAGAAAUUCGAAGCAGAUGCCAUCCAAUACCAAGGAGAAAUCGCUGACAUCCGACAAGAAUUGAAGAUCGUCGAUGAACGAGCACGUAAACUCGGUGCGGAAUUAAUCCAUCGUGAUGAAGAUAUUCGUCAUGAACGGGAGAAAGCGGCUGAAGCUGAAGCUUCGAAACGUGCAUUAGAUCAACAGUUACGUGAAUGUAAUGCGAAAAUCGACGAAGCUGAAGCUUAUGCUCGUGCUGAAGGCAAACGAAUCGCUGCUAAAUACGAAGGACGUAUUGCCCAACUUGAAACUGAACUGGAACUGGAACGUGCUCGUUAUCAAGAACUCCUUAAAGAUUUACGUCGUUAUGAAAAACGUGUGAAAGAUUUAUUAUCUCAAGUUGAUGAAGAACAAACAAAAGUUCUUUCACUUACUGAUUCAAUAAGUAAAGUUAAUGAUAAAAUGCGUGUUUAUAAAGCACAAAUCGAAACUGCCGAGGCAUCAGCUGCCCAGGUCUUAACUCGCGCUCGUCGACUCGAACGAGAGCUUGAAGAUGCAGAAGAACGUGCUGAAAUGGUCACAACAACCUUAAUUCGUGCUCGAUCUGUUCAUCGAUCUGUUGACUACGAAUAA
Adineta ricciae is the source of this 6912-nucleotide messenger RNA. Lineage: Eukaryota; Metazoa; Rotifera; Eurotatoria; Adinetida; Adinetidae. The record is from the annotation of a GenBank genome assembly.